UACAAAACAUUGUGAUAAAUGAAUGUAGGCAAUUGGUGGUUUCAAUUUCAUGCUUUCCAGAGCUAUGCAAAUUAAAAAUUGAGGGAUCGGAAGGGGUGGUGCAUAGAGGCAAGGUUGACUUCGGUUCACUACGCUUCUUGUCUCUUUCAACAAUUUCAGAUUUCACAUGUCAAAUAGAAGGGUUUAUCAUGGAAGGGCUGACAAACGUGGAAGAUUUGAGAAUUGAAACUUGUGAGGAGCUUACGCCUUUGUGGUCAAAUGAUGUGGGAUUACUACAACAUCUCCCAUGUCUUCGUCUUUUGAAUAUUUCUAAUUGUUCCAAACUUGUUUCUUUGGUGGCAAAAGAAGUGGAAGAGCAGCUACAUUUGGGUUGGCCAUCCAAACUCAAAGAAAUCAAGAUAUAUGAUUGCGAGGUCCUAGAAUGUUUACCCAAGGCAAUGAUGCACAACAACACAUGUGUUGAGUAUAUUCGUAUCACUAACUGUCCUUCCCUUACGUACUUUGCAGUAGACCAACUACCUCCAAUGCUAAAGCGGCUAUAUAUAAAAGGUUGUAAUAUGCUGAUUUCGUUGGAUGGGGAUGAUGUCAACAAUUGUGGCAGCAGCACAUCUCUUCUUGAGCACUUGACAAUUAGUAAUUGUCCAUCGCUCAAAUCAUUAACACCAAGCAGAGAAUUACCUACAACACUUAAAUCCCUCUCUAUUGAGAAUUGUAAGAAUCUGGAGUCGAUAGCGAAGAGCUUCCAUCACAACUCGUCUCUUGAAGUGAUUUAUAUCGAAUCUUGUGAGAAUCUUAAAUCCUUACCCAUGGGCAUACACAACCUCAACCAUCUGGAUAGGAUUAUUAUUUCCAAAUGUCAAACUCUUGUUUCCUUCCCAGACAAAGGGUUGCUCCCUGCCAACCUGAGAUCACUUUGGAUUGCCGAAUGUGAGAAAAUGCAGGUCUUGCCCAACUGCAUACAAAACCUCACCUCUCUUCAAGAAUUGAGGAUAAUAAAAUGUCCAAGCAUUAAUGUAUCCUUUUCGGAAGUAGGUUUUCCCACCAACCUAACAUCACUUUCUAUCGAUGAUAUGGCGUCGUUUAAUGAGGCCUUUUUUGAGUGGGGAUUGUACAAGCUUACCUCUCUUAAACAACUUGACAUUUCCGGUCACUCUUCGCAUCUGGUGUCCUUCCCAGUGAUGAUGCUACCUGCCUCUCUAACCGUCCUCAUCAUCAGAGACUUCCUGAAUUUGAAAUGCUUAUCUUCCAAAGGCUUUCAAAACCUUGCCUCUCUUCUAUUUUUGUUUAUCGAGAAUUGUGAAAAGCUCACGUCCUUCCCAGAGGAUGGCUUCUCUCCCUCAUUCCUGCAGCUUUAUAUCAGGAGAUGUCCUCUGCUAGAAAAACGUUGCAAGAAAGAUCGAGGACCAGAGUGGUUCAAGAUAGCCCACGUCCCUCGCGUUGAAAUUGAUGGGAGAUCAAUUUAUGAACCAGAAUAGGAGAAUCUGUGAAUCCGAGUUUUGUUUGAUGCAAGUAAAGUUCCAAGAAAUAAAUUCGAAGCAAGAUGAUAGGUGUUUGUUAAAAUGCCCAAGCGACCACAUGGAGGUCUUCGAAUAUUGAGUUUUUCAUUACUAUUUGACCAAUCACUGGGACCGUCCAAAACCAGGAGAAGAUGUAGAUGGGAUUAUCUUAACGUUGUAUUCCGGAUUAUGAAUAUAAAGAGAUGGUUCAAAAGGCUGGUGCAAAUUGUUACAACUUUCUCCAUCUGUGUAUUCCUGUAUAUUUAGAGAUCAACCAAUGUGUUGGUUUUCUGGUCCUGUGUCGAAUUGUAAGGGUGUGUGUCUUUAGCUAUCCCUUGCGUUAAAAUUGACGAGAGAUCAAUUUAUGAACCAGAAUAGGAGAAUCCAUGAAUCUGAGUUUUGUUUGAUGCAAGUAAAGUUUCAAGAAAUAAAUUCAAAAGUCAGUUUAUUGUUAAACAUCAUUUCUUUUUGCAUCUCCUAAUGGGAGAAUCACAGAUUGCCUUUCUUCUUCCCAACAACACUUGAUUCUGUCUUUUUUUUUUGGUCUAAAUGUUGGCGUUGGGUUCACUGAACGUUUCUAUUCUUGUUUGGUUUCCACGGCAAGAUGAUAGGUGUUUGUUAAAAUGUCCAAGCGACCACGUAGCGAGAGAAGGCCUUCGAGUAUUUAGUGAUUCAUUACUAUUUGACAUAUUGCUGGUCAUAUGGAUUUGACUAAUAACUAGGACCCUCAAAAAACAGGAGAAGAAGUAGAUGGGAUUAUCUUAAGGUUGUAUCUCCAUGAACAAACUGAUCUGGAUUAUGAAUAUGAAGAGGAUUGGUCACUGAGGACACUUGGUCUCUGUCUGGACACAAUGAAAAAAAUGGGAUCACUUCUUAUAGACUCAUUGAGAAUGAUUAUAAUCUAGUUCAUUGCCUAUUAGAGAAGUAGAAGCCAUUCUGGUGCGAUCCUCACAGACAGAAAGAUUGCAAUCAAUUUGAUAAUGAUCGAGUGACAUUGCUUCUUUGGCCUGAACCAAGGAAUCCUUUAGAUAUGAUGUAAAAUGGAUUUUGGUCUACCGUUGAUAAGAGAUCUCUCUAUGAACAAUAUGAAGAGUUUGAAGACGGGGAACGAACAAAUGCAGUAUCCCCAUGAAUGAACUGAUCAUGAUUAUUUAAUAUAAAGUG
Corylus avellana is the source of this 2660-nucleotide messenger RNA. The record is from RefSeq and is a predicted model, not a curated record. Lineage: Eukaryota; Viridiplantae; Streptophyta; Magnoliopsida; Fagales; Betulaceae.